Molecule: messenger RNA, 531 nt
Organism: Puccinia graminis f. sp. tritici CRL 75-36-700-3
Lineage: Eukaryota; Fungi; Basidiomycota; Pucciniomycetes; Pucciniales; Pucciniaceae
Exons: 3
Coding region: 1-531 (176 amino acids)
Source: RefSeq, a predicted model, not a curated record
AUGGGUCCUAUGGAGACGACUACCCAGGCUUUGAACCUUGAACAGACAUCUGUUCAAGGUUUGAAGCCUGAAGGCCAUCAUCCAAGGUUUGAAUUUUGGCCGAUGGCCUUGAAGAUCCCUUCUUGGUGUUGGGGCUCCAGUCCAGCCCCGCAACCCGUGUCCAGUUCUGAGCUCGGAUCAGUCUGUCUGAGCUCAGGACUGAAGUUUUCCUCCACCAACCACCAACUCACAAGUCUAUUGGCCAGCAAUCAACCCAAACCCACCCAACCUGCCCACCCCGAGCCCCUGAGAGACACCCAAGCCCCCCAUGGGAUUGCUCUUGCCUUGCGGGAAGGAUCGGAACCCGCUGUUGGCUUGACCUGUGACGCAGGCCUCACGGUGAGGGAUGUCGUUGGCUUGACUUCCAACGCUGGCUUGACAGUGGCAUCUGAUCCGAAUACCAUUAUUCCAACCUGCACGUCGGCAGAGGUCGGUGGUCACUGGUCAGAUAUCGGUUGGCCAAAAAGGAGCGAGCUUGGCUUGCUCUCCUAA